AUGUUGCAAGAACUCUUCGACAAUUUUAUGUCGACUGGAGAAGCAAUAUGCUCGUCAUGUAAAGAUGACUUGUCUGCAGAUCUUGACUGCAGCGCAAGUUGUACGAUGGAUUCGGACAAGCAAGAACCAAAGAUGUUCUCAUGUGGAUUGAUACUGUGCGCUGACUGUCACCAAGCAACGAGAGAUAAAGAAAACUCAGGAAUACUAUCUUGUCAGCAUCAACCCGGCUGUCAGUCAUCUUUAGUACAAAUAGAUGGACAUUCGGAACACUUUGCAAACUCAACCGAAGACUCUCUUCCCGUCAAAGUGCGAGCCUUGAAAGAAGACAUGCUUGAGCUGCCCGCCAACGACAAAAGCGUCAUAUUCUCUUUCUGGACAUCGACAUUGGACCUUGUUGGCCAAGCCUUUGACGAGAUCGCAAUUUCCUAUGUUCGAAUAGAUGGCACUGUGCCAGCAAAGCAACGCUUCAAAGCCCUCGAAUCUUUACGAACCGACCAAGAUACGCGUGCACUGCUCAUAUCACUUCGAUGCGGCGCCAAUGGGUUGAUACUACCCCACCUUGACCUAGGCAGACUUUUGCUGACUGUGCAUCUCAGUCUCAAUCUGACUUCCGCAAACAAUGUUUUCCUCAUGGAACCGCAAUGGAACCCCAUGCUAGAAGACCAGGCUCUUGAUCGAGUCUACCGCAUCGGACAGACAAAAACAGUCACCACAACUCGAUACAUGGUGAAGGGAACCUUGGAACAGGUACAGCACUAUCUCAAGCACUUAAAUUGA
Molecule: messenger RNA, 777 nt
Organism: Bacidia gigantensis
Lineage: Eukaryota; Fungi; Ascomycota; Lecanoromycetes; Lecanorales; Ramalinaceae
Exons: 3
Coding region: 1-777 (258 amino acids)
Source: RefSeq, a predicted model, not a curated record